Anolis sagrei ordinatus is the source of this 1389-nucleotide messenger RNA. It is a transcript of the gene CDK10, whose product is annotated as cyclin dependent kinase 10. Gene Ontology annotation, biological process: regulation of mitotic cell cycle; protein phosphorylation. The record is from RefSeq and is a predicted model, not a curated record. NCBI's taxonomy places the organism in Eukaryota, Metazoa, Chordata, Lepidosauria, Squamata, Anolidae. Gene Ontology annotation, molecular function: ATP binding; cyclin-dependent protein serine/threonine kinase activity. Gene Ontology annotation, cellular component: nucleus.
GGGGCGCUAGUGGGACACUACAACCCAAAAAGAGGAGAAGGAGGAAGGCUGCAAUGGCUGAAGCCGCGGAUCUGGAGGCUGAAACACUGCGGCUGAAGCAACUCCGUGGAGACGGGUUCUUCACCGUUCCUCCUGCGCAUCGGCUAGGAAGAUGCCGGAGCGUCAAGGAGUUUGAGAAACUCAACCGGAUCGGAGAAGGGACUUAUGGCAUUGUGUACCGUGCUCGGGACACCCAGACGGACGAGAUUGUGGCCCUGAAGAAGGUGCGGAUGGAUAAAGAGAAAGACGGGAUCCCCAUCAGCAGCCUGAGGGAGAUCACAUUGCUCUUGAAACUGCAGCAUCCCAACAUCGUGGAGCUGAAGGAGGUGGUGGUGGGGAACCACCUGGAGAGCAUUUUUCUGGUGAUGGGCUACUGCGAGCAAGAUCUGGCCAGCCUCUUGGAGAACAUGCAGGCCCCUUUUUCAGAAGCUCAGGUAAAAUGUAUCAUCCUUCAGGUACUGAAGGGCCUGCAGUAUCUUCAUGACAACUUCAUCAUCCACAGGGACCUGAAGGUGUCCAAUUUGCUGAUGACCGACAAAGGCUGCGUGAAGACGGCGGACUUUGGCUUGGCCCGCGCUUACCGUGUACCCCUGAAGCCCAUGACCCCGAAGGUUGUCACACUCUGGUACCGAGCUCCUGAACUCCUCCUGGGGACGACAACGCAGACCACCGCCAUAGAUAUGUGGGCAGUGGGCUGCAUUCUGGCCGAACUUCUGGCCCACAAGCCCCUUCUCCCUGGCAGCUCCGAGAUCCAGCAGAUCGACAUGAUUGUCCAGCUCCUCGGCACUCCCAACGAGACCAUUUGGCCUGGCUUCUCCAAGCUGCCGCUGGUGAGCCAAUAUACGCUCCGGAAGCAGCCCUACAACAACCUGAAGCAUAAGUUUCCAUGGCUCUCGGAGGCCGGGCUCCGGCUCCUCAACUUCCUCUUCAUGUAUGACCCCAAGAAGAGAGCGACAGCCGGCGACUGUCUGGAGAGCUCCUACUUCAAGGAGAAGCCUUUGCCAUGUGAACCGGAGCUCAUGCCCACCUUCCCUCACCAUCGCAACAAAAGGGCUGCCCCAAGUGUCGCAGGGGCAGAAUGCGCAGGGCCCAAGCGCAGCCGGCCAUAAGGAGAGUGACGCCAGCCGAAGUAGGCAGUGGACACUUACCAUGGGCGGAAAGUGGCAUGGUUUCUCUGCAAGAGAACGUACCCGGAUCUCCCCCAAAAUGCCACCAUUCCUCCUGAAAAUAGUGACAAUUUAGGUUCCUGGACCAGUUAGGACACUUUGGGAGAUUUCAAGGAGAAAGGACUACACAAUUGGCGCCUCUCUGGAUGGGACCAUUGGAAUAAAGAAAGUAUGUUUUAUACAA